Lottia gigantea (owl limpet) is the source of this 684-nucleotide messenger RNA. RefSeq lists its product as hypothetical. NCBI's taxonomy places the organism in Eukaryota, Metazoa, Mollusca, Gastropoda, Lottiidae. The coding region runs from base 1 to 684 and encodes 227 amino acids. The transcript is spliced from 6 exons. Gene Ontology annotation, cellular component: nucleoplasm. The record is from RefSeq and is a predicted model, not a curated record.
AUGCCUCCAAACCCUUUUGAACUGUUCCUCAGUAUUCGACGACAGAUAUCAUCACGAAGGAAGAAUUUAACAGCAGUAACACCGAAGUUACCGGCUGGGUACAAGGACUAUCUGAUGGUUAACUGUACGUAUGUUUUACAAGGAAACACUGCCAGCACUCUUUCUUUAUCAUGUCCACAUUCUGUAGAAGAUCCAAUGAGAGAAUUUUUUAUAGAACAGGAAAAUGCACGUUAUAAAUUACGUCUCCAACAUUUAAUAGAAAGGGAAAAAUUGGUAUUGUCUGCAGAACAGGAAAUUUUACGUGAACACGGUCGAGCUGCCAGGGCGGAUAUGAACCAAUCAACGCCAUUAAGUGCUUGUACUGUUUUACGUGAAGAGGAAGUUUAUAAUUUCUUACAUUUAGAUCAGCCUGAAGAAUGCGAGAAGAACGUAAGAGCGAGGUAUAAUAAACGACAAUUUAUAUCCUGGUUACAAGACGUUUCAGAUAAAUACGAAAAAAUUAAAAAAUUUUUAUUAUAUCGACAUCGUCAUGAAGCAGAGUCGUUAAACGCUGUUCAAAAACUUGAUUGGGAAUGUAAACUGAAAGAUUUAGGUUUAUGUGAUCAUAACGCCACCCCAGUGAUUGACGAACUUCAUCUACCCAUGGUUACCGUUAGCGAUGAAUUUGAUUUAUUACCCGUUUGA